AAGGCGUCGCGCUCUGCUGCUUUUUUACCACACCGUCCGUCUGUAGUGGUUGGCUUGUUGCACGACAGCGUCGGGACAUCAAACCUUACCAGAUCGCCUACAUUAACCUAUCGAUAACUCUACGUGUUCUUUACACCGACGGUAACCCGCAUACGACCGGGCAAAUCGUGUCGUCUCUGCGCAUGGUCACGCGUGGUGCAUCUUUCCGAAUAGACGGUGUUUGGGGCUAACCGGCUAACAGCAGCUAGCUCAAAGCGACGCCAUUAGUUGGGCGAAAAUCAGCACGUCAGACCGACGACAAUAUCAACCGACUUUAAAUGAACGUCCCUCAUGUCUUGAGUUCGUGUUCCACCUCGGUUGUCGACGGCUUUUCCUUCGUUUAUCGGCCGAGAGCGGGCGUGCCGAUGUGAGGAGCUGGGCGUUAGCAUCGGCAGCUAGCUUGUUGUGACACAGCGACUGGCCGCCAUGGCGGCAGCGGGCAGCGGCGGCAGAAACUUCUCGUUCAAGGUGGUCCUGCUGGGGGAAGGCUGCGUGGGCAAGACGUCCUUGGUGCUGCGCUACUGCGAGAACAAAUUCAACGACAAACACAUUACUACUCUACAGGCGUCCUUCCUGAACAAGAAGCUCAACAUCACAGGGAAGAGGGUCAAUCUGGCCAUCUGGGACACGGCGGGUCAGGAGCGCUUCCACGCGCUGGGUCCAAUCUACUACCGGGACUCCAAUGGAGCGGUGCUGGUCUACGACGUCACAGACGACGACUCUUUCCAGAAGGUGAAGAGCUGGGUGAAAGAACUGAGGAAGAUGUUGGGCAACGACAUUUGUCUAUGUAUAGUAGGUAACAAAAUCGAUCUGGACAAAGAUAGGAACGUGUCCACGGAGGAGGCGGAGAGCUACGCGGCCUCGGUGGGGGCCAAGCACUACCAGACCUCGGCCAAGCUCAACAAAGGCAUCGAGGAGCUCUUCUUGGACCUGUGUAAACGCAUGAUGGAGGCGGCUCAGGCUGACGAGAGGUCAAAGGGCAACGGAGGCAGCCAGGCAGCGACGAGUCGGCGAGGCGUACAGAUUGUUGACGAUGAGCCACAGGCCACGCCCACUGGAGGAUGCUGCUCAUCUGGCUGACACGCGUCGUCUCACGGGGAAUAUUUAAUGAGUUGAAUCGUUAUCGCGCCCUUCAAAGUAAAAGUAGUAAUGGUCAGCGUCAUGACAUCA
Doryrhamphus excisus (bluestripe pipefish) is the source of this 1209-nucleotide messenger RNA. It is a transcript of the gene rab21, whose product is annotated as RAB21, member RAS oncogene family. Gene Ontology annotation, molecular function: GTPase activity; GTP binding. NCBI's taxonomy places the organism in Eukaryota, Metazoa, Chordata, Actinopteri, Syngnathiformes, Syngnathidae. The record is from RefSeq and is a predicted model, not a curated record. Gene Ontology annotation, biological process: Rab protein signal transduction.